AACUAGGAGGCGGGUGUUGUUGGGAAAGAGGUGGGCUGUCUGUCAUAGAGGUUACUAUCAUCAGUUCGUGAUAAUUAGCGGAUUUUGAUGACUUGAUAAUGGCAGAGGUGUUAUCAGGCACAUGAUAUGUUAUAGGCUUUUGCUAUUCGGCAAACACUGGCGGCCGGACAAGGUCGAAAAACGGAAAAAUAGAGCACGCAUCUAAUUUACACCAUGGCUACUGAGUUGACCAUUUCAGAAUCAGCAGUCCCGUUGAGUGAGCCCCAUCAGGUUGAAGACGAAGAACACUGGCUGUAUGGGGGGGAAAACACCAAUAAACAAAAUGCCCCCGAGGGUUUGCCUGGGCCUGGUGACUCCCUUCAGCUGACUUCAAUGGGCAAUACCGAAGAGAAGGAUGCUGCAUCACAGGAAGCCAAAGGUACUGAAGGUGAAGAGGAGGAGGACAGUGACAGUGAUGACGAUGAUGAUGUCAAGGUCACCAUUGGUAACAUCAAAACUGGUGCACCUUCCUACAUGGGAACGGGCAUGAACCUGAGCUUGAAACCAGCUCGUGGCUAUGCCUCAGCAGCCAUUAAGCUGCAGUCCAAAGGGAUAGAUAUAGAGACACUAGGGGCCUUCAAUGGUGCACCAGUUGUGGAGGUGGAAAUGGACAUCUUUGAGGACAAACCAUGGAGAAAGCCAGGUGCCGACCUCUCAGACUACUUCAACUAUGGUUUUAAUGAGGAAACGUGGAAGGGAUACUGUGAGAGACAGCGCAGACUACAGCUUGGCCUGGAGCCCAGUGCUCCUCUCAGUUUUGAAAACAAGAUAACAGUUCAGCAGGGAAGGGCAACCACUUUAGAAAAGGAUACAGAACCGUCUUCCAUCAAGCCUGAUUACAAGCCAGACUUUCUCCCUGCUUCAGUCCUGGCCCUCGCCGCCAACAGACUGAAGGCAGGACCCCCACCUAACAGGAAAUUGGGUGGAACUAUUGAUGUGAUUGGUGGACAGACAGGAGCCAUUCGCCGGGUUGAAGGCCGAAGGAGGGAAAUGCAGGAACAGAAUCCGAUCCAGGUGCUCGGAGACCAUGGUAACAAGGUACAACCCUUGGUUCCACCAUCAGGACCUCCCCCUCCUCUUCCUCUUCCAAUGGGUAUGCCCCCACCACACUUCCUGCAUCCUCCUCCACCAGUAUCUGGUAUGCCCCCACCUCUUCACCCCCCAGGUAUACCCCCACCUUCCAUUACAGGCCUGUUCCCACCUCCCCUUGCUCCUCCCCCUACCUUGAUGAUGCCACCUGUGGAUAGCAGUAGAGCCCCUCUUCCUUUUGGAUACAAUAGUGGAGAGUCAAGCUUCAUUAGCUACCCUCCAGUCUCAUCAUCACACAUGCCUUGGGGCUCUGUGCUGGAGAAGGGGGGGGAAGACAGAGGACGAGGGCAUUGGGAGUACCAAGGAAGUCAUAGAGAAAGAGACAGAGAGAGGGAUCAAGAGAGAGAUCAUACUCCAACCACCAGCGAAUAUAAUGAGGAUGACCGUUACCACUACUACAGCCAUGAUCGAGAGAGUGAGCGAGAAUUUGAGCACAGUUACCUUCAUGUUCACGACAGCAGCGGUGGACGUAGCAGGGAGAGGGAGGAGCAUCAGCGAGACAGACGCCAUCGUGACAAGGAGGAGAGUGGUAAACACAAGUCUUCCAAACGCAAGCAGCAUGAUGAUGAGGGGGAGGGGCAUCGCAGACACAAGCACAAGAAAAGCAAACGCAGCAAAGAGGACAAGGAUGUCCCAGAGGAUAUGGUGGGGCGUGGGGAAGAGCACAAGGACUGAAAAAAGCAGAACAUUGCGGCUCCAUGGCGAGUUCUUAAUCUUUGUAAAAAGAAAAUGACCAUGGCUAGACAAUUUUGAUUUCUUGUAAGGAAAAAUUGAAUAUGAAAUGUCCAUUUUAAGUGAAGUGAUUGGAAUCAAAAGAAAGAGAUUCCAAUCUAAUGGCUUCUUAAGUUGUUUCAAUGGUGUGUAGCCUAAAAUACAAAUGUUAUCAUACUAGAAUGAUGAUUUUUACUCAUGCAUUGAUCAUGGACAUUCUCAACUGCAUCAUUACAUUGUCCAGAUUCAUAAUUGUCACUGUUAGGACAGGCCCCAUCUUGCUUUGUCAUAUUGUAAAUAUAUAGAAUGUAAUUUCUUUGCCAGAAGCCAUUUCAAACACUGUGUUGAUACCACUUUUUCUAUAAACAAUAUUAGUUGAUACAGAUAUGUCAUCAUGUAGAUUAGAUUCAAACUAUAAAAAUGUGUCCUAUCUUCUGACAUUCUGGCACAGAGUAGCAAGGUAUAAUAUAAUGUAAUACUGUAUACUGUUGCCUCUCUUUACAUUAAACUAAAUCCUGACCUGGG
Molecule: messenger RNA, 2364 nt
Organism: Salmo salar (Atlantic salmon)
Lineage: Eukaryota; Metazoa; Chordata; Actinopteri; Salmoniformes; Salmonidae
Cellular component (GO): mRNA cleavage and polyadenylation specificity factor complex
Source: RefSeq, a predicted model, not a curated record